This is a messenger RNA of Cuscuta campestris, 3691 nucleotides long. NCBI's taxonomy places the organism in Eukaryota, Viridiplantae, Streptophyta, Magnoliopsida, Solanales, Convolvulaceae. The record is from the annotation of a GenBank genome assembly.
AAACUAAGAAAAAUUACAAAUUGGAGGGAGAUUGCUCCUACACUAAAUUGGGUUCCCGCCAUUUGAACUCUCUAGAUUCUCUCUCUUUCUAAAACAGUGAGGACGGAGACGAAGACGGUGAAGCAGAGGGGAAAGGAUAAUUUCGGAAGCAGCCAUGGAAGAGAAAUCCGGCGGCCUGGAGAUCGUCUCAAUUGGCAAGCUGUACAGCGGUCCGUGGGACAAGAAGUACUGGAGCUCCACUAGGGGAAAAGACCGCUAUCCAUAUCCUGUUGGAUACAAAGCUUUACGUAAUCAAAAUGGAGUUACCUAUAAAUUGGAAAUCCUUGAAGGUCUUAAAGGGCCCCUUUUUUCGAUUAGUUCUAUCGAUGGUCAGUCAUAUAGUGGGCAAACUCCUGAUAUGGCAUGGGAGUGCUUUCAGAAGAAAGGAUGUCCUCGAGUAAAGUCAUUGCCUGGGAAGAGAUUCUCCUGUAAAAUAGACGGUGUUGAAUUUUUUGGAUUCAAGAAUGCAUCUGUCCAGAGGUUACUCAAGGAACUAGUUGCAGAUGUCACUGAAACUGCUGAGAAGCUUCCACCAGCUUCCCACUCCCACAAAAACACGGUUUUGGAGACUAACAAUCCAAGCCAAUCCAUUGAAACAGAAGUAACAGGAAAGAGGAGUAGGAGAGAAAAAAUAAACUCAUACAAUAAUACUGGCCUCAAAAAGCACAGACAAGGAAAUAAAAAAGGCAACUCCGAUGCUUCACAUUCUAUUCACGAGAAACAUGAACCAAUUAAUAGUACCAAAGUAUUGUCAGGAUCUGUGAGAUUGGAAUCUAUAAUGCAAAAUGAGGAAAAACAAGUUUCAAAGGAGGACAGUUCACAAUUGGUGUCUCUAAAUAUAAAGGAUCAUCCCAAGGCUUGUCGUCUCUUUUCACAAGAUGAAAAUAAAUUUUCAACUCGUCCAAUUCAACCACCUUUAGAAGAAGUGGGUGUUUUGCAUAAAGAUGGAAAACUUUUUGGCAGGUUAGAAGUUUUAAAAGCUGAGGUGCACGGUAACCCUUUCGCAAAGGAAAAUAAUGAAGAAACACUAGUCACAAAUGAUUUGCAUGUAAAUAAUGAUGUGGACCUUGACACACAUAAUAAUUUGGAUCACCAAAGAGAUGACUCUUUUAAUCUAGCCUCAACUUGUGGAAGAAAAGAUGGAAUGAGUUCCCAUGACACAGUCAUUCCUGAUAUUCUAAAAACUGGUUCACAUAAAGAAGAAGAACUGAAAAUACCUUAUUCAAAUUUAAGCUCAUCAAAGAUUGAGUUUGAGCGAUAUCCUCAGGAAAUAGCCAAGUCAAUGUUGUCAAUUCUACUCCCUGAGCCACCAUCUCUGAUCAAGACAUUCUCAAGGAAGAAAAAAAAUAAUGCAGAACCACAAGGAAGAUCUCUCUGUAUGUCUAAGGAAGAAAAUAAGAGUGACCCUGAUAGUAUCACAUGUGUCAGCAAGCUUUCUGAGAAAUCAAAUUUGGAAAUGGAGGGAAAGAUUGAAUUUGCUCAAGGAGGUCGUGCUUCAGAUAUAUCUUGUGGACAUGUAGAAUCCAUAGUUCCUGAUAGUUUGGAUAAUGAUGAGGAUACUGAACUACCUGAGUCAUCUGAAAUUGUAGAAGCGGAUAAAAGUUUUCCAGCUCUUGAUACUAAACUGCAUGAAAAAACCAAACUGCCAGAUUUUGUUGACUCAGAUGAAGGAUCACUAGUUUGCAAUGAUUUCCAGAUGGAUUUAUGCUCCAAUCCCAAAGACAUGCGGAGCAGUGAUAUCAGUAUGGCUUGCAAGACGACUUUGGUGACAGCUUCAAUGGAAAAUGUUACUAACACCAUAAACAUAUGUGGGGCUGUAAGUAGUGAAAAUGUCUCUAUUGUUGAACCAAUGCUAGAAAAUGUUCCUCUCUCAGAGAGCAUCAUAUGCCGGGAAUUCAUAGAUGACUCCGCUGCAGAGGUAUUUGCCAAAGCAAGUUCUUCGAGUGCUUUACACACAUCACAAUGGUAUGAUCACUGCCAGACAGCCCAGACUCAAGAGGAAAGAAACUUAUUUGGUAAAGAACAGAAAAAUGAUCCCUCACUGCUAUGCCCCCAUGUUGAGGAUAGAGCAACAAGUAUUGAUGGUGUGCUUCAUGAUGCGAGCCCUUUGUUUCAAAAUCAAGAAAAUAGUAGGAUAUUGGAUGGUAAACAUAAUUCAGAUGGUCACCCAACAAAUUCUUGCCAAGAAAUAUUUAAACUUGAUGCUGCAGCCGAGCACCUUCGAGAUAAAAAAUGUGUUACUUCGUUGUCAUAUAUGCAAAAUGAAAGAAAUGAUACUUCUGGUGGCUUGAGCGAAAAGCAAAUUGAAAAUAAUGGUUCAAUCAUGGAUAUAGAAAAUAGUAAGAGCAAGCUAAAAGGCGCUUUGAAGAUUGUUGCUUGCUAUGUUCAUCCUGAGCCAGUUUCAAUGGUACUGGUGACAACUACCGAAAAAGAAGUUCAUAUUUGUGUUUUAUGUGGGCCCAAUUCGCAAAAGGGAAGAAAGCUUUAUCUAUACAAGGCACCCAUAAUGGGGGAUGAUGAGGGACACCCUUCUUUUGUUGGAUAUACGUCAUUAAUGUUACCAUUUGGAAGAGAAAUCGAACUAGACAGUUCUGCUUUGCAGUUUUCUCCUUACGGGCAAUACCUCUUGUUGUUGAACUGUAUAAAAGUUCCAUGCUGCAGGAAGGGUGAUGUAAAUUGUCGCUGCUCAGCAUGUGCAUCAGAUCUCCAUGAUAAUGCAGUAAAAAUCAUGCAAAUUAAAGCUGGUUAUGCUUCAGUAAUAGCUAGAUUACAAUCAACAAAAAGUGUCCGCUGCAUAUUAGCAUGUAUACCUCAUCACCUUAUUGCUGCUGAUAACAGUGGGAAGCUUUACAUUUGGCUAAUGGACUCGAAAUGGAGAGAGAAGACAGACGAGUGUUUUGUGCAAUCAACAAGUUGCAUGACCCCUUUAACAAGGUUGAAGAGAAUACCAAACCUUGUGCAUCUGGUCCUCGGUCUUAAUGGGUUUGGGGAGUUCAGCUUAUGGGAUAUAAACAAGAGAGUUCUUGUUUCCAAAUUCUCUUCUCCUCACACUUCAGUUUUUCAAUGUGUUCCUCUUAGUCUGUUUACAUGGAAGGCGAGAUGCAAUAUCCUUCAAGACCUGUACAUUGAGGAGGUUUUUAAUGAAGUCGUGGAUGCCACUAAGGAAUCAUUUUCAGGAAAAGGUGACACCGAUACUGUCUGCUACUUAGAAGCUGACGAGGUGGGUGUUUGGCUUUUGGUUUCAACUACCCUUGAAACCAAAGCUGGGUAUCAAUCAAGUGACCUAAGUGAUCCAGUUAGAUGUUGGAAGCUUGCUUUACUGGCUAAGAACACCGUAAUCAUGGGAGAUGUGCUGGAACCCAGGGCUUCUGCUGUGGGUGCCUCUGGUGGCCAUGGAAUUAUCGGUAGAAGUGACGGACAUGUCUACCUCUGGGACUUCAUCACUGGAACUAAACUUGGUAGCUUGCACCACUUCAAAGAUGGAUCGGUUUCAAGUAUUGCAACAGACGAUUCAAAGAUCGGAGCUUUGGCCAUAGCCAACGAUGGAGGUCAACUGCUUGUGUAUUUGCCCUCUUGAACUCAUAGGUUUUUUCCCAGAAACUUCUUAUAUGAGAGACUCUGCAUCAGCAAGCAAUAAAUGGGACUGGUAUGU